Messenger RNA from Gracilinanus agilis (Agile Gracile Mouse Opossum), 819 nucleotides. RefSeq names its product even-skipped homeobox 1 (gene EVX1). Gene Ontology annotation, cellular component: nucleus. The transcript has 2 exons. Gene Ontology annotation, biological process: regulation of transcription by RNA polymerase II. Bases 148 to 819 code for a protein of 223 amino acids. Gene Ontology annotation, molecular function: DNA-binding transcription factor activity, RNA polymerase II-specific; RNA polymerase II cis-regulatory region sequence-specific DNA binding. The record is from RefSeq and is a predicted model, not a curated record. NCBI's taxonomy places the organism in Eukaryota, Metazoa, Chordata, Mammalia, Didelphimorphia, Didelphidae.
UCCGAGGCUCUGGCUGGCAGUCCCAGCAGUGGAGGGGAGCCCCCCAAGAGCGGCGGCGGGGGAGGCCCGGGAGGCGGCGGCGGCGGUGGCGGUGGCGGCGGCGGCGGCGGCUCCCAAGGCACCCUGGCCUGCAGCGCGAGUGAUCAGAUGCGCCGCUACCGCACCGCCUUCACGAGGGAACAGAUCGCCCGGCUGGAGAAGGAAUUCUAUCGGGAGAACUACGUGUCACGGCCCCGGAGGUGUGAGCUGGCAGCCGCCUUAAACCUGCCGGAGACCACCAUCAAGGUGUGGUUCCAGAACCGCAGGAUGAAGGACAAGAGGCAACGCUUAGCCAUGACUUGGCCUCAUCCAGCUGAUCCUGCUUUUUAUACUUACAUGAUGAGCCAUGCUGCGGCCACAGGCAACCUGCCCUACCCAUUCCCCUCUCACCUGCCCCUUCCUUACUAUUCACACAUGGGCCUUGGAGCCACCUCAGCCUCUGCUGCUGCCCCAUUCAGCACCCCAUUGAGACCCCUGGAUACCUUCCGGGUCCUGUCCCACCCUUACCCUAGACCUGAACUACUCUGUGCUUUUAGACAUCCUUCUCUCUAUCCAGCCCCAACAACGCAUGGACUUGGGGGAUCAGGGGGCAGUCCGUGUUCAUGCCUGGCUUGCCACACCAGCCAGUCCAAUGGACUGGCACAGAGACCUUCUGGCUCAGACUUUUCCUGCUCCUCCACAACCAGGACAGACUCUUUCAUCACCUUCACGCCCUCCGUACUGAGCAAAACCUCCUCAGUGUCCCUGGAUCAGAGGGAGGAAGUCCCCCUUACAAGAUAA